Molecule: messenger RNA, 1887 nt
Organism: Cornus florida
Lineage: Eukaryota; Viridiplantae; Streptophyta; Magnoliopsida; Cornales; Cornaceae
Exons: 5
Coding region: 277-1452 (391 amino acids)
Source: RefSeq, a predicted model, not a curated record
UAAACGUUAAACUAAAGCUAAUUAGGGUUCAUCUCUAGAAAGAUAAAAUUUAAUUUUGGGUACUUCAAUCAUUGAUAAACCAAUUAAAAAUACAAAUAUAGUCACCAAACCAUUGACUGAGUAUGAAAUUGCAUUAUUUCAAACACUUUUGGGUCUGAAUUCCUCUUUUUAACCUAACCCUAACAACCUACCUACUAACACUUGACAAUCCACUUUACUAGAUUUGAGCAAUCCAAGAAGCAAUGACACUGAUUCUUUAGCUCAAAAUUGAGAGACAUGAACAGAAAUUCGUUGUUGUCCCACAAUUCUGGUACAUAUACAAGCCCAGGAACACCAGAUUACCUGGAUAACAGCAAUGUGGGGGGAAUUCAAAAGGGAUGGUGUUCGGAACGAGUACCGAUGCCGGUAAACCCUAGCCGGAGGCAUCUAAGUGCUGCUGGUUUGAUGCCAUUCAAUAGCGGAAGGACUCUGCCUUCGAAAUGGGAUGAUGCUGAAAGGUGGAUUACCAGCCCUGUUAUGGGAUAUGGUGUUAGCAAGAAUUCUUCAAAAUUGCAAUCUCAGAGACAAUCCAAGUCGAUGAGCGGUCCACUUGGCACUCCAGGGACUGUGUGCUACUCCAAUUAUUCGCUUGCCAUGCCGGUGCAGCAAGUAGGUAGUGUGAGGAAUUUCAUGGCUGGCUCGCCGUUUACAACUGGAGUACUGGUACCAGAUGGUCUGUCCAUUCAUUAUGGUAAUGGCAAUGGUGGGCAUUGUAAACCAGUACUCACUGUGAAUAAUGUGGGGCAAGAUGUUAGUCUACCCGGGUGGUCAGAUUUGUUAAGCGAGUCUUCGUUGCCCAGCUCCCGAGAUGAGAAGCUCGAGGACACUAAGGAUUCAGAAGACAUAGUCUCUCGUGUUGUUUCACGACAGGAUAUGGCAACCCAGAUGAGCCCCACGGGUAGCAGCCACUCAUCUCCCGAAGGAAUAUCAUCUUUCUCUACCUCUCCUCGUGCAAUCCUUUCCCUUGUGGAGUCAAACAGCAACUGUUCUGCUAAAUUGGAAGUCAGGGAUGUGCAGGUAGACAAACGAGCCCUCACGAUAAGGCAAUUCAAAGAGAAAGGUUCACCAGAUGUUGAGGACUUAACUUCACCUUGGGAUGCAGAGGCAACAAAUAACACAUCGAAGCUCCAAAGAGAUGAAGCCAAGAUCACUGCCUGGGAGAACUUGCAGAAGGCAAAAGCUGAGGCCAAAAUUCGGAAACUUGAGAUGAAACUGGAAAAAAAGAGAUCGGCUGCUAUGGAUAAGAUCCUGAACAAGCUGAGAAUUUCUCAGAUGAAAGCCCAAGAUAUGAGAAGCUCAAUUUCCGACAGUCAUGCCUCUCAGAUUCCUAGGACUUCCCACAAAGUUGUAUCCUUCCGUAAGUACAUAAAAAUGCGUUCCCUCAGCGGUUGGUUCUCCUGCCAUGCAUGCUAAUCCUUCCAAAUUCUCUUUCGAGAUUACCCUUGACACCAGGUUGAGGCUGUUGUUGUAUGAUUCCAAGCUCUUCUCUCCUACUGUUUGGCAUUUCGUGCUAAAUUGCUAAUUUGGAUUCAGAGAGAAAUGCUACUUGUAAGGUGAAAUAUGAAGAUCAAGGUUGCUGCUACUUUAAUGCCGACACAAGUCUUCGAAUCUAGUUCCACAGUAGCCGGGAGUAAAGCAUAUUUCACUAAGCUGUGGAAAAAGAAAAAGAAAACAAAAGACGGCCGCGAGGUCUCACUGCAUCCCUUGGUCGGGGUACAUAUGUAUUUAAAAACUCUGCUAGUAUUACACUAUAUUUUCAGGUACAGAUCUCAAAUUGAUGUCUAUUCGUCAUGUAUUUUUCCUGUCAUCAAAUUUUCUUUGAUAUGAUAUGAACAUUUUUAUUUUUAA